Molecule: messenger RNA, 1198 nt
Organism: Chlorocebus sabaeus (green monkey)
Lineage: Eukaryota; Metazoa; Chordata; Mammalia; Primates; Cercopithecidae
Source: RefSeq, a predicted model, not a curated record
AUGGGAAGGACCAUUUCCCCCAGGAUGACCCUGGGAGCGCCCGGUGUCAUCUCCAAGUGGUGUAAGUUGAAGAGUCACAGGUGUGUCCGACCCUGCCUGUGGCUUCUGGGUGGUGUGGAUGUGAUGGAUAUGAAUGGAGGUUCUAUGGUUCGGGGCCAAUGCUCCCCUCCUUUGCUGCUGAGUAGCAUCAUUGGUCCCUUGGGGCGAUCAGGGACCCUCCCUGAAGCCUCAGGUUCCACUUCCCUCCACACCAAUCCUCUCCUGUGUUUUGCUUCCACAGACACACACUGUCUUUGCUAUGACUUCAACAUCACUCUUAAGUUCAGACCUGAACCACGAUGGUGUGAAGUUCAAGGCCUGGUGGAUGAAAGGCCUUUUCUUCACUAUGACUGUGUUAACCACAAGGCCAAAGCCUCUGCUUCUCUGGGGAAGAAAGUCAAUGUCACAAAAACCUGGGAAAAACAAACUGAAACACUAGGAGACGUGGUGGAUUUCCUCAAAGGGCAACUGCCUGACAUUCAAGUGGAGAAUUUAAUGCCUAUUGAGCCCCUUAUUCUGCAGGCCCGGAUGUCUUGUGAGCACGAAGCCCAUGGACAUGGCAGAGGAUCUUGGCAGUUCCUCUUCAAUGGACAGACUUUCCUCCUCUUUGACUCAAACAACAGAAAGUGGGCAGUGCUUUAUCCUGGAGCCAAGAAGAUGAAAGAUAAGUGGGAGAAGAACACGGAGGUGACCGUGUUCUUCCACAAGAUUUCAAUGGGGGAUUGUAAGACAUGGCUUGAAGAAUUUUUGAUAUACUGGGAAAAAAUGCUGGAUCCAACAAGUAAGUGAGAGGCGAAAAAAGGAAGCUCUCUUGAGUUCAGAUCUUAGCCCGGUGUGUGUGUGUGAGUGCAUGUGUGUGUGUGUGUUUGAGUGAGUGUGAACAUGACCCCCUCAUUGGGGACUCCUUUUGGGGGUGCUGGUGUGCCUGUGCUCUCUCAUCCUCCUCUCCCUUCUUCCUCCUGACUCCUCUUCCUCCCUGCACCUGCCUGUGCUCCACCCACUGUGCGUUUCUCACCAGCCUCGAAUCUGUGGGUAUCAUAGUGUUUCUAGACCUUUUUCGUUAGUGUUCCUUCCUCCUAGAAUCACUUUUCCUUUCCUCUCCCUUCUUCAGUUUCUGUACAUCCAUCGAAACUACCUCAAAGGCCAGCCCCAAGACCCU